CUGUUUACCUGCUCGGAGGGUUUUAAAGGGGCUCUAUGUUCUUUUAUGAGGGAGAGGGUGGGGAGAGCAGAAAAGCUGCCUGCUGUCACUGCACCUCCUUCUCAGACAGGCCAAACAGGCAAAAGUGAUCAAAACAGCUGAGCAGGACCUUCCUGAAAAGCACUAAGAACACCUUUCUUAUCACUAAGAAUAUUUUGCAUGCUGGGAUGGCUUGCAGACUUUGGUUUGUUCUCUCCGUGGGACUUUUGCUGGCAGCCUGUGAAGCUGGGAGGCAGAUGCCGAAACUCUCCAACAAGAAACUCUGUGCCGACUCCGAAUGCAGCCAUCCUAUCUUAGUAGCUCGUGCCCUCCAGGACUACUACCCCGGAGACUGCAGGUUCAUUCCCAUCCGACAAGGGCAGCUUGUCUAUGUUUAUGCUAUGCUGAAAGACAAAGGGAACCUAUUCUGGGCCGGUAGUGUACAAGACUCCUACUACGGAGAGAAAGAGGCUCGUGUUGGCCACUUCCCCAGCAGCGUGGUGGAGGAGACGCACGCUCUGAUGCCAGCCAACACUGAGGUUCAAACAACUAAAUGGGAUUUCUACUGCAACUAAAGACGUCUUCACUGGAAAGAAGAGAGAACUUUCUCCUUAACUCUUACAGAGAAACAUUUUACAAUCAUGUGAUCUUAACAUCUAAUGAUGCAUAUAACAAACACACAAUCAUUUAACUAUUGUAUUUCUUACAUCUACACUUGAAUCAAAAUAAUUCAGAAAACCUAAUACAUUAAAUCUAUUUUUCAGUUUUGUAUAAGUACUUUGAUCACUCCAUAAAAUCCAGACAUUGUGCUUUAUUAUUGACAACGAUGUGCUGAGUGGUCCAAUAUGAAUGUUUGCAUCUAUUAUUCCGUAUUUGAGGUAGAUUGCACAACAAUAAAUGAUUAUAGAAUGUAAACAAGCUUCAUUUAUUUUGUAGUGCCCUGAAUGAUAAUUAAAAAAAGUU
Messenger RNA from Cololabis saira (Pacific saury), 981 nucleotides. RefSeq names its product MIA SH3 domain containing (gene mia). Gene Ontology annotation, biological process: extracellular matrix organization. Gene Ontology annotation, molecular function: protein binding. The record is from RefSeq and is a predicted model, not a curated record. The transcript is spliced from 4 exons. The coding region runs from base 207 to 593 and encodes 128 amino acids. Lineage: Eukaryota; Metazoa; Chordata; Actinopteri; Beloniformes; Belonidae.